AUGUCUCACGGAAUGAGUACAAAUGUUUCCAUUUCGUCGCUUUUGGAUUCCAACUCGUCAUCUACCAAUACAAAUGUGCCAAGCUUGAAAAAGUUGCAAGGCAAGGGGAGCGAUAUAAAGCAGGUCCAUACCCCGAUUCAGCAACUUGUUUCUCAAUUUCAAACUUCCUUUGACCCCACAGUGAAGUCGAAUAAUGGGGCUGUUGCUUCAAACAAUACAAUAACGUUAGGAAAUAAUAUACCUAAACCCAAAGCCAAUGUCAUAGUCGGAGCAGAUAGUUCGAAAUCGCGAUCAUUGUCUUAUUCUCCACCACCGUCAAUAUCAGCUCAAGUUAAGAAAUUCCAAACAAAAUUCCAAUUGGAACCCGUUGCGUCACCUCAACCCAAAAGUAAAACCUCCAUCAACUCUAUAAUCAACAUGGACGAUGAGGAGUUGGCACCCACUCCACCAAUUCCGUCCCAGUCAACUGAUGUAAGAAACCAAAAUGUGUUGAAAAGAAAGAAACCAAGUGGCACAGUUAAGCCAAACGAUACUAAAAAGCGCAAGUCUGGUACACCAGAUCUCCAACAGCCUCCGUCAAUAGUGUCUAAACUGAAUAUACUGAGAGAGGAUAACACAGCCAAUACAAGCAAGAAUGAAACAAAAAAGCCACCUCAAACUGGCAUGAACACGAUAAAGGCUCCCACGAAACCCGUAAAACUUGCAGGCCCCACUGUUAUUGAUUUGUUAAAUCCCGAUGAUGGUGAGGACAUCACCCUGACAGCAUCCCCGAUAUCAUCACCUGCCACAAGCAAAACUGAUAAAGCAAAGGAAAAGCUAAUCGAGAAGACACCAAGAGAAAAAGAAAAAGAGAAAGAGAGAGCUGAACCACCAAUUGUGGCAUUGAACAUUCCACUACUAGAUCCCAAGGACCCACAACCUGGAAAGGCUGAAGUAGUUGUCAAUGUAUUAAAACUAGCGGAAGAUAAAUAUGGUUGGUCUGUCAUGCACCCAAAAGCUAAAUCGGCGAUUGAGGUUAUAGACGACAUGAUUGAUGAUGAAGACGAUGACGAAGAUGAUGACGAUGUAGGUGAUGAUCAGGAAAAAGCCCCACAGCAGUCAAAUAACUCGGUCCUACCGAUUGCUCCAAGAGGUAAAGAAUUAACUGAAGAGCAAUUGGUACGACAGCACGAGAUUAAAAUGAUUCGAAAAGUGGGUAAAUACGAUUUCGAGGAUCCAUUCAUUGAUGACGUUGAGUUACAAAUCGAAGAAGAUAUUUCGAGUACUAAAGAAGGGUUUUUCGUUUAUUGGGGCCCUUUGGUUGACGAUAGGUCCUCCAAUAAAAAGGGGUUCAAAAAAAAGUAA
This is a messenger RNA of Lodderomyces parapsilosis, 1344 nucleotides long. RefSeq names its product Hpc2p (gene HPC2). The transcript has a single exon. The record is from RefSeq and is a predicted model, not a curated record. NCBI's taxonomy places the organism in Eukaryota, Fungi, Ascomycota, Pichiomycetes, Serinales, Debaryomycetaceae. The coding region runs from base 1 to 1344 and encodes 447 amino acids.